AUGCUCUGCUCACGAGGCUGCAGUUCUAUUUGGGAAGUUGGCAGCUCGAGGCAGAGGGGCUUUAGUCUCGCGACUCUGGAAUUAUGAACAGAGCUGGUCCCACCGGCACCUUGUUUUGAACAUUAUUUCCGACAUCUGACACCAUGGAGUUCGGCACGCGCGUUUUCAUCGCAUUCCUCGUCUCCCAGGUUGUGUGCAUUGGAGCACAGGAAGAGGAAGAGAAAGUCGAAUGUGUACCAGGAUUUCAGGAGAAAGAGUACCUUGUGGAAUACAGGGAUGGAUUCCUCAGAAAUGUUUCUCUGCUGCAAGUUAUGUUCGACGACUGCAUGGGAAACGAGGGUGUUGAGUUUGAAGUGUCAAACCCAGACUUUCUAAUAGAUGAGAACCUGUAUCUGGUUCCUAGAAGAGACGUGAUUGACAGCGGAGAUGUCAUGUUCAUCCAUGGUGUCAACAAACACGUUGAUGAUAUGACACAGGUGACCAUUACUGGAGCACCACCCAGAUCCCCUCAGACGCUCAGGGAGAUUCUGGGUAUACCAGACAUAAUGCCCUACAGGUCAAAGAGAUCCCUGUUGGUUCCACCCAUGUUUGUCCCCGAGAACCAACGAGCUCCGUUUCCCCGGUCUAUUGGAAAGGUGAUCUCGUCUGACAUGAAGGCGGACCACAUUUUUCGGCUGACAGGAAAGGGUGCGGAUCAAGACCCAAAGGGCGUGUUCAGCAUCAACCGACUGACAGGAGAGGUGGCGGUUAGCCGAGCCCUGGACCGAGAGGCUAUUGCGUAUUACCAUCUCCAAGUAUCCACAACUGACCUCAGUGGAAGGUUGGUAGAGGGACCAGUGGACCUGGACGUGUCUGUUAUUGACCAGAAUGACAACAGGCCGAUCUUUAAGGAGCCCCGGUACUCUGGGGAGGUUCUGGAGGGUUCUCCCACAGGCACUACAGUGAUGACUAUGACGGCUUACGAUGCAGAUGAUCCCAACACAGACAACGCUGUGCUGCGCUACAUCAUCUUGAGACAGUUACCCAAUAAACCCUCACCCAAUAUGUUUUACAUUGACCCAGAAAGGGGCGACAUCGUCACAGUGAUCUCACCCAACCUGCUCGAUAGAGAGACUCUCCCCACCACGCAGUAUGAGCUGGAAAUCGUGGCAAAAGAUAUGGCAGGAAGUGAAGUGGGACUGACAGGAACUGCAACAGCUACAAUCACCAUCACAGACAGAAAUGACCAUGCACCCGAGUUCACUCACUCACUGUUUCAGGCCACAGUGAACGAGGGCUCCACUGGGGUUGUGGUGAACCUGACAGUGGACGACAGAGAUGACCCGGCCACGGGAGCAUGGAGAGCCAUAUACUCUAUCAUCAAUGGAGAUCCCAACCAGAACUUUGAGAUCCAGACAAACUUGGACAACAACGAAGGCAUGUUGUCUGUGAUAAAGCCUCUAGACUACGAAAGUGCGAUGUUUCACACACUGUUGAUAAAAGUGGAAAAUGAAGACCCGCUGGUGCCAGAUGUCGUGUAUGGGUCCAGCUCUACAGCAACAGUCUACAUCACAGUUCUGGAUGUGAACGAAGGACCCGUGUUUUUUCCAGAUCCCCUGAUGGUCAUCAGGAGAGAGAAUAUUCCCGUUGGCAGCUUUGUCGCCAUGUUGAACGCAACUGACCCCGACUACCUCCAAACCCAGAGCAUAAGGUUUGCUGUGUUGAGAGAUCCGGCAGACUGGCUGAUCGUGAACCCUUUCAAAGGCAACGUCACUACCAGGGCCAUAUUGGACCGCGAAUCUCCACAUGUUCACAACAACCAGUACACUGCUCUCUUCAUUGCCACCGAUAACGGCAGUCCACCCGCCACGGGCACAGGUACACUUAUAAUAACUCUGGAGGACGAGAACGACAACGCGCCCUACAUCUUUCCUUCAGUGGUCCGCGUGUGCGAGGACACUAAAGACAUGAACGUGGUGGUGAUCGGUGGACGAGACAAGGACAUUCAUCCUAAUACAGAUCCUUUCAAGAUCGAGCUUGGCAAACAACCAGGGUUGGAGAAAACAUGGAAGGUCUCCAGGAUCAAUGGCACCCACUCCCAGAUCAUGUUGCUGCACAAUCUUAAAAAGGCCAACUACAACCUGCCUCUGGUUCUGACCGACUCUGGCAUGCCUCCUAUAUCCAACAACACAGAUCUCAAAGUUCAAGUGUGCACUUGCAAGAAGAACAGAAUGGACUGCAGCGGUACCGGCUGGGUCCAAUCAAACCUAUCGCUGCUGCUCGGCCUAGUUUUGCUCUCCAUCCUCUGCUUGUAAAUUCUGCUGAUUCGUACUGUAGUCCUUUUGCAACACUGAAGAAAACCCUCUUCUCUUCUCCACACAAAAACCAGGCUGGGGAGAGAGAAGAAACACUCUCCCAAAAGACACCUUGCACCCUUGGCUCCUCUCCUGUCAGCUCUCCCCUGGGCUUUUGUUUCUCUAUUCUCAACCGGUCACUUCAUCCCCUCGCCUCCGGGAACUCUUCUUCUCUCUCUUCCUCCUCAAUUUCUCUGCACUUUCCCUUCAUACCUCUGGAAAAGAUCUUGGAUGCGACCACCUGAUGAACUUUCUCACUAAAACAAGGGAUAUAUUGGAUGGGGACAAAGCGAUUGGACAUUUCGAUGUACUUUAGUUUCCUCUGGUUAAAGACUACUGUAUUUGAUCUUGUUUACUAAUGUAAGGGAUGGACACGAGGCCUCUUUAGUCUGCAGUGGUUGUGUUUUCUUAGGGCAGGGUGGUAGCCAGAAGCCUUCAAAGUCUAAAAAAGUCUAUUGAGUCCUUAUUUUCGUUUUCGGUUUGAUUGCAUUAGUUGUUAUGGAGUGGAACACAAUAUCUCUUUAUAGUAAUGUGUGAAAUAGUGGGAGGGAAAUGUACACUAUAUAUAUUUUAUUUUUUACCAAUGUACAAAUAUAUUAAUUAAAUUAUGUACUUUGACCGCUUUUUCUUUAACGACCCCUCACAAAAAAAAAAGAACUGUAUGUUUUUUGCAAAUUUUAGGGACUAUUUCUAAUGCCAUUGAUGUUUUUUCUUUUUAUUUGCGAGCUCUGGUUUUGAAAUCUGGAGACCCAAAAGUGAAUAUGUUUCGUGAUCCUUGUUUCUGGUGGUACGGCAUUUGUUUUUUCUUUUUUUUCUUUUCCCUUGGGUCAGUCAAAGAGGCCAAGGACAGCGGUUUAUUUGCUGGUUUCUUUCUUUUUCCUUUAUUUGUGCUUGUAAGAAUAAGACAACAAAAAAGAAAGAAUGAAAAAAAUGAAAACAAAACAAAAUGCGUGUGUGGAUUUGCGUGAAAGACCCCAUAGGUUCUGAAAAUGCAAAGAAAAAGAUGAAGUGGUGAAUGAGUUAUGUCUGUCUUUUGCACUAAUUUAAUAAAGCUGUUACUGUACUUCCCACUA
This is a messenger RNA of Misgurnus anguillicaudatus (oriental weatherfish), 3406 nucleotides long. It is a transcript of the gene cdh13, whose product is annotated as cadherin 13, H-cadherin (heart). Gene Ontology annotation, biological process: cell morphogenesis; cell migration; calcium-dependent cell-cell adhesion. Gene Ontology annotation, molecular function: beta-catenin binding; cadherin binding; calcium ion binding. The record is from RefSeq and is a predicted model, not a curated record. Lineage: Eukaryota; Metazoa; Chordata; Actinopteri; Cypriniformes; Cobitidae. Gene Ontology annotation, cellular component: adherens junction; catenin complex; plasma membrane.